Messenger RNA from Alternaria rosae, 955 nucleotides. Its product is annotated as cupin domain-containing protein. The record is from RefSeq and is a predicted model, not a curated record. Lineage: Eukaryota; Fungi; Ascomycota; Dothideomycetes; Pleosporales; Pleosporaceae. The transcript has a single exon. The coding region runs from base 335 to 895 and encodes 186 amino acids.
GGCAGUCUUUGUCGGUUGCUCACAUCACACUUCAUACUAAAGAUCCUCAUGUAUCUCAUCAACAGCUAUAUCCAAAACAAGUAGGGAAGCCCGUACACUACGCAGGACCCCGCACGGGAUAUACCGAGCCUGCGCCGGCAGAUAGCGGAUCCAGGGUCCCUGCCCUCCACAUCGGGAGCCUGUGGAUGAGUUCUGCGCGACGCGUGUUUGAAUGUUUUUGACCAUCAAUUCUUGAAUCUUCUUUCAAGUUACACACAGCACUCCUAUUCAUACAUUACAGUUCAGAAAUAUUUGCACUCAGUUACCUCUCUAUAUCCCCAGAUCACCUCCAAACAUGGCCUCCAAGCCCCAGAUCGUCAACGACCUUCCAAAGGUUAACCGCUUCAUCACAACCCACGAUCCCACCACCAAGAAAGCUAUCUUCUCCAACGCGGUCCCAGAAGAAGCCAAAGUCGACCACAUUCCAAAUGCCGACUUCAGGCUUGGAUACGUUACCAAGGGAUUUCCCGUUGAUCUGAACAAAGAUGCCGACCUCGCGGUUUACAAGCCUUACCUCGAGUCACCUCCAGGUCUGGUCGCUUCAGGAGGAACAGUGCUACGCUUUGUUGACGUAGCACCUGGUCAUCUUUCACCUAUGCAUCGCACAGUCUCUCUUGACUACGGUGUCGUUUUGGAAGGCGAGAUGGAAUUGGUGCUGGAUUCGGGAGAGACAAGGUUGAUGAAGAGAGGAGACGUUGCGAUUCAGAGAGGCACGAUGCACGCUUGGAGGAAUACCAGUCCCACAUCAUGGGGACGCAUGAUGUAUGUGCUUCAAGAAUGCAAACCAGUAGAAGUCAGUGGUGAGGUACUGAAGGAGGACUACGGGAACAUGCAGGGUGUUCCAGCGUCGUCGUAGUCGCAUUGCUACUUGAAAUACACAAAGCGAUGAAAUAAACCGUCGCGAAUCUAUAUCGCC